AUGAAUUUGAAGAUUAUUUCCUGGAAUGUUAGAGACCUGAAUGAUAGGGAUAAAAGGCUUCGGGUUCGUAAUAUGGUCCGAAGAUGGGGGCCAAAUGUUAUUUGUUUUCAGGAAACUAAAAUGGAGUUGAUAACUAGAGCUGUGAUUCGCAGUUUGUGGAGGGGUCAACACGUUGAUUGGUCUUAUCUAGGCUCUUGUGGAGCCUCUGGAGGGGUGCUACUGAUGUGGGAUACACAGGCUAUGAAUAAAGUGGAGGAAGCUGUGGGGCAAUUUUCGGUUUCUUGUAGAUUUACAAAUGUGUCAGAUCAGUUUGUUUGGGCGUUUACUGGUGUUUAUGGUCCUAACUCUGUGAGAGACAAAAGGUUCUUAUGGGAGGAAUUAGUUGGCUUGAACAGUUGGUGGAAUGUUCCUUGGUGUGUGGGUGGUGAUUUUAAUGUGGUAAGGUUUCCUUCCAAGCGUUCUGGUUCUACCUCCUUUACUGCUGCUAUGCGGGAGUUUUCCAAUUUUAUUUAUGAGCAAGAGCUCAUUGAUAUUCCACUUCAAAGGGGAUCUUUCACUUGGUCUAAUACUCGUGAAGUUGCUUCGAAGGCUAGGCUGGAUAGAUUUUUGUUUUCUGCAGAUUGGGAGGAUAAUUUUCCAUCUGUCUUUCAACAACGCUUGCCUAGGCUAUUAUCUAAUCACUUCCCGAUUGUUCUUGAGGGGGGUGCCUUUCAGAGAGGUAGGAGGCCGUUUAGAUUUGAGAAUAUGUGGCUUAAAGAUGAGGGUUUUCUGGAGAGGGUGCGGUCUUGGUGGGAAUCUUAUAAUGUCCUAGGAGCCCCGAGUUUUGUUUUGGCUAAUAGUUGA
Quercus robur (English oak) is the source of this 843-nucleotide messenger RNA. RefSeq lists its product as uncharacterized. The transcript has a single exon. NCBI's taxonomy places the organism in Eukaryota, Viridiplantae, Streptophyta, Magnoliopsida, Fagales, Fagaceae. The record is from RefSeq and is a predicted model, not a curated record. Gene Ontology annotation, molecular function: catalytic activity. Bases 1 to 843 code for a protein of 280 amino acids.